AUGCCUCGAGUCGCUAUUAAUUAUAAUAAACAUUAUGAAAUAGAUCAAGAGACUCUUUGUUCUCGUUCAUUACAAUCAAUAACAAAAUUAUCUGAAAACAAAUAUAUGAACAAAAGAAAAUCUUCAUCUAAGAUUGCAAUUGUAAAACGAAAUCAUUGCAAAUAUUAUCGAUCUGAUCAACAAAUAAAUAAUAAUAAAAAUAAUAUUGAAACAUGUACGUUAAAUAAAUUAAUAAAUAAUUUUUUAUCUCGAAAACUAUUCUUACAUUUUACAGAUUUAAUCACUCGUAUGAAACCAUCAAUUAAUGUCUCAAAAGAUUCCAUUCAGAUUAAUAACAAUCAAUCACGUAAAUCUCGAUCAACAAUCACUAUUAUUAUCAAACCAUUCAUAUCAAGGGAAUAUUCUAAUCGUUGUCAUAAGCAAGAAAUUUCUCUCGAUAAAAAAUUAUCUUCAAAUAAACGGAAAUAUUCAUCAUCAUCAUCAUCAUUAAAAAGUAUAACUAAACGAAUAUCAACUUCAAUAUCACAUAAAACAUUAAAUAAAACAUAUCAUAAACAUCAAUUAUCUACAUUUAAAGAUAUAACACGACCAAUUCUUCCAAUAUCAACUGACAUAAAUCAUAAUGAAAAUAAAUCAUCAAAUAUUCUUCAUUCUGGAACACUUCUCAAUAUGUAUCGUAAUAAAAAACAAUAUAUGAAAGAAAAAUAA
Molecule: messenger RNA, 708 nt
Organism: Rotaria sp. Silwood2
Lineage: Eukaryota; Metazoa; Rotifera; Eurotatoria; Philodinida; Philodinidae
Source: the annotation of a GenBank genome assembly